AAAGCUACGAUAUAGUCGCUGUAAGGCCCAUAAAUCAGAAUGCUUUCGAGCAGGCUUGCCAAACCUCUGAGGUUGAUAUCAUUGCUAUUGAUUUUUCCGAGAAGUUGCCAUUUCGGCUCAAGCAAUCGAUGGUGAAAGCUGCCGUUAAGCGUGGGGUGUAUUUUGAGAUCAGUUAUUCGAGUCUCAUUGUAGAUGCUCAAGUGAGGAGGCAAACAAUAUCUAAUUGCAAGCUACUGGUGGAUUGGACUCGAGGGAAGAAUCUUGUCAUCUCAAGUGCUGCUGCUUCUGUGUCUGAACUUAGGGGGCCUUAUGAUGUUGCAAAUUUGUUUUCACUGAUUGGGCUGCCAUUUGAACAUGCUAAGGCUGCUGUUUCCAAGAAUUGUAGAUCUGUCAUAGUCAAUGCAUUGAGGAAAAAGCAUUACUAUAAGGACGCAAUAAAAGUAGAAGUAAUGCCUUCUAGUGGAAAAGUUAAUCCCAAGGAAAGUGUAUUUAGUGACUGGCUUAAGUGGGAUCCCAUUUCGAGUGGCGAAGGUGACUUGCUAUUAGAUGACAUUGAGAAGUCUUUCUCAGCUUCUGGUAGUGUACAUAAUACUGUGAAAACUGUUGGAUUUGCCUCAGCUUUAAAUAGCCUCCCUUCUCAUGGUUUGCAGAUUAAGGAGAUUUUAUCCGCUGUAGAGUCUGCAUCUGAGGCACUGGAUAUUGGUAAAAACCUGUCUGGUGCUGAUGAGUCUAAGUUAACUGUUUCAGUAUCUGGGAUAUCUGAAGAGUUGUCAAGGACUAAUCUUCUGCCUGAAGAAAUUCAGACUUCUGAGAAUGAUAGGCAUCAGAGCCCCAGACAUCAAGAUUCUGAAAUGCGAACUCUGCCUAAUGGAUCUGUAAAUGAUUCUACUCUAGCGGAAAAAGAGAUUAACCAUGUGGUUGCCACAAUGGAAUUGAAAACUGCAAAGGACUUGGAUGCAGACUUACCUGCUUCUGAUAGAGAAUUUCAUAAUUUGCAUUCACAAAGUUGCCUAGAUAGUUAUGAACAGGUCCCUCUAGCAGAUCAUAUGACAAACCGCUAUAGUGCAGAUGAUGCUGACACAGCUCAUACCUGUCAUGAUAUUGCCAAUGCGGAAAUUCUUUUUUCAUUCAAAAGAUGUUUUAUCCACUUUCCAUGGUGA
This is a messenger RNA of Coffea arabica (coffee), 1160 nucleotides long. RefSeq names its product protein GAMETOPHYTE DEFECTIVE 1-like. NCBI's taxonomy places the organism in Eukaryota, Viridiplantae, Streptophyta, Magnoliopsida, Gentianales, Rubiaceae. The record is from RefSeq and is a predicted model, not a curated record. Gene Ontology annotation, molecular function: RNA binding. Gene Ontology annotation, cellular component: nucleolar ribonuclease P complex. Gene Ontology annotation, biological process: tRNA processing.